AUGAGUGAUAUAUAUUUUUAUUCUGAAGAAAUUAAUAAUUUGUUAGAAGAUUUUAAAAGAAUAUUACAAGAAUUAGAAAAAGAAGAGGUAAAAAAUGAAAAGACGGAAAAAUAUUGUAACGAUAUUCAUUUUAUAAAUGAAAGAAUAAAAACAGCCAAGGAUGCAUAUUUUAUUGAGAUAAGGAAUUUAAGUGAAGAGGAACAAAUAGAAAAUAUUUCAAAAAUAAAAAAUAAAAUGAUAAUAUUAGAGAAUUUAAAUAUUCAAUUUGAUUUUAAAAAAAGUAAACUAAUAUAUGAAGAAGAUAAACAAGCAAAAGAAAAUAAAAAAUUGUUAAAAGUUAGAUAUGUCUCAGCCAAAGAUAUAGAAACUAAAGGAGAUAUUAUUCAAGAUCAAACGGACGAUGCUAUUUUUAGAAUGAAAAUGAUGGUUGAUGAAUCAGAAAAUAUUACUAAAGAUGCAGCAGAUAAAUUAAAUAUACAAAACGAAAAAUUACAAAAAGCAAGAGAUAAAAUCGAGGAUGUUGAUAUUAAUGUAUAUAGUGCUAAACAAACAUUAAAAGAAAUAGCAAAAGAAGCCGUUACAGAUCGAUUUGUUCGUCUUAUGAGUAUAUUAAUUUUUAUUGUAGUAUCUGUACUUAUCACUGUUAUAAUCAUAUCAAGAAAACAAACGCCUGUUGUAAUACAUGAUGUCAUGACGGAAAAUGAACAUAUACGAAAAAAUAAAAGUGUGCGAAGACAAGAAAUGAGUCCCAAACUAACAUGA
This is a messenger RNA of Plasmodium falciparum 3D7, 762 nucleotides long. It is a transcript of the gene VTI1, whose product is annotated as putative SNARE protein. The record is from RefSeq and is a predicted model, not a curated record. Gene Ontology annotation, cellular component: membrane; cytoplasm. NCBI's taxonomy places the organism in Eukaryota, Apicomplexa, Aconoidasida, Haemosporida, Plasmodiidae.